UUGUGCAAGCUGGUGGCCUAUUCUAUCCAACGUUCUGUUCCCAAAGAGAGCUCAGUUUUAACUAAGAGAGGCACAGGUAGUGCCUACAAUUUCUCUGAGUGGAGAACCAGCAUGUUACUGGAGAGUCCCAGUCCUUUGCUUCCUCAGCCUCUGCAGGUCUGGCACAUGGAAAGCCCAGAGGCACUGAAGUAUCCCACUCAAGCAGCCAAGUGUUAACAACCUCUCCAAAGUCUAAUUUGCCUUUGAUAUAGACUUAAUUGUUUGCGUCACCCACUGGGCUGGGGGAGGGCUAUAAAAGGGGCUGCAGCCAUUGUCUGAGGCAGAAGAGAGCCCAGGAACAGCUCCCUCUCCCAGUCUUCCUCAUUCAGCACAGUAGUCACAGCCUGUGCAUCAUGCAGCUGGUGGCCAGCCUGGUGUCCGUUCUGCUGCUGGUGUGGAGCGUGAGAGCCACGGCACUGCCUGGAGACGAGAGACUCGCAAUACAGAGCACCAGGGAACAGAGCACAGUGCGGAAAGACGCCAUCCUGAAGAUGCUGGCGGGCCUGCUGGACAGCGUGGACGUGGGGCGCGAGGCGGCCUCCCCAGCCGUGGACGAGGAGGAGGGCAAGGUGGAGGAGGAGCGGGCGGUGCUGGGCCGCCUCGCGCAGCUAUCGCCGAGGGACCGCAAGGCUCCCUGCAAGAACUUCUUCUGGAAAACCUUCACCUCCUGCUAGUGCCCCCCAGCCCGGCCCCACCGCCUCACCUCCUGCCAACACCUUCCCCUCCCCUCGGCUGUCCCGGCCCCCCGGCUCCUUUCCUUUUCUUCUUCACCCCUCAGAAUAAAGCAUGGCGCCUCGGGGGCUCGUCUCUGCCUCUCUGGGGGGCUCUUGGGACCCGGUGGAGGUGGCGGCCAUCUUGUGGGUGUCCAUGGCGGAGGGCGCCAUCUUGUGGGGGGCGCUGGUGGGCGGC
Messenger RNA from Pezoporus flaviventris, 948 nucleotides. RefSeq names its product cortistatin (gene CORT). The transcript has 2 exons. Gene Ontology annotation, cellular component: extracellular region. The record is from RefSeq and is a predicted model, not a curated record. Gene Ontology annotation, molecular function: hormone activity. Bases 393 to 713 code for a protein of 106 amino acids. Gene Ontology annotation, biological process: regulation of cell migration. NCBI's taxonomy places the organism in Eukaryota, Metazoa, Chordata, Aves, Psittaciformes, Psittacidae.